ACCAUCAGACAGGGAGACACCGCCGUGAUCCGGUGUUAUGUGGACGAUAAGGUGUCGAAGGUGGCCUGGUUGAACCGCUCGAACAUCAUCUUCGCGGGUGAGGAUAAGUGGUCUCUGGACCCGCGGGUGGAGCUGGUGACUCAGGGUCAGCUGGAGUACAGUCUGCGGAUACAGAAGGUGGAUGUGUUCGACGAGGGUCCGUAUACCUGCUCCAUCCAGACCAAACAGCAGCCCAAGACGUCACAGGUCUAUCUCAUCGUUCAAGUUCCUCCAGUCAUCUAUAAAGUUUCGGACGACAUCACUGUGAACGAGGGCAGUAACGUGACGUUGACGUGUUUGGCCAGUGGGAGGCCAGAUCCCUCCAUCACCUGGAGACUGCUCAACCCGUCAGCUGAGGCUCUGGACGUGGGCGAGUAUCUGGAGAUCUCUGGGAUCGUUCGCUCUCAGGCCGGACGUUACGAGUGUAAAGCGAGCAAUGACGUCUCCACUCCUGAUGUCAAAUACGUCAACGUGGUGGUGAACUACCCGCCGUACAUUAAGGAGGUGCGGAGCUCCGAGACGCCGGUGGGACAGACUGGAGUCCUGCACUGCGAGGCGUCUGCGGUUCCUCAGCCUGAGUUUGAGUGGUACAGAGACGAGCGCAGACUGUCCAGCUCUCAGAGCAUCAGUAUUCAGAUCAGCGGCUCUCGCACGCUGCUGGUGGUCGCUAACGUCACAGAGGACGACUACGGAAACUACACGUGUGUUGCCACCAACAGACUGGGAAUCCACAACGCCAGCGUGUUCCUCUACAAACCUGGCACUGGGCGAGACAUCAAUGCCUCAGGCUGCGUCUGUCAAUCAUUCUGGCUCCUCCUCCUGUCUGUUCUCUCGGCUCUUCUGAAGUGUUAAUGUUCAUCGCAGACACUCUGAACGCGAUCGAUCGUCUCAGACUGUUUCCAUCCGUCCAUCCACGCUCACCAUACGCCCCGGCAGGACGACCGUCUUAUUAUCAGGAAAAAAUAUGACAUGGAGAAAAGAAAGAAGGUGCUCUUUUUAAGACAAGAAUAUUGUCGUUUAACCGGUUCAAGCACUUAAUUCCAGUGACGCCCGUCUGUCUGUCGUCUGAGUGCAUGUGUGUGAUUUACCACAGAAACCCAGAGCGAAAUCAUCUAGAAAAAUGGUUCAUUUCAUUGUGUUUUCCCAUAAUACCCUGCAGCCUGUUCCCAAAUCUGCCUAAUGUAAACUAAUGAAGGAGCGCUAGAAUCACGUAAAGUCCUUUAGAUGUGGUUUAAAGCUAAUGACUAGCAGAAAGGACUGAAACACACGGUAUUUUCUGCUGAAUCUUCAUCAUGAAGAUUCUCCGAGAUCAGAUCACGUUUGAGACGCUCACGUCCGUCUGUGUUUGUGAUGAUUGAUCGGAGCAUCUUUAACAGAUGCAGAACAGACCCCGCCCCUAAACCACUUCCACAUGUGUAGCUCCGCCCACACACACACUAAACCCCUCCCAUACGUGUAGCUCCGCCCACACACACUAAACCCCUCCCACUCCUGGCAGAUCUGCAGGUGUUUCUUCAGGGUUCCUGUGAAAACCUGGAUCAUCUGAGAACUCUCUCUCUUUCGUGAAAAACUAUUGUUUUGUAGGGAAACCUGUAGAAUUCUGUGGAAUGAUUUUUACCGUGGCAAAGCGUGAGAUCCGUCCAGACCCUCGUCUUCUGCGUGUCUGUGAAAUCGUAUGAACUCUGAAUUGUACGACACCAAUGAAUGCUUGGCUUCGAUCCGCUGCUCAUCCCGUCGCGUCUGUCGUCUGUAAAUAUUCUUUUGAAUCGAAUGUCCUCACAUGGAAACGAAACGAAUCUUCGGUUCAGGUCUCUUCAUAAGUAGUUAAUUAUCUGCGGUGGCGCUUUGCUGC
Messenger RNA from Sinocyclocheilus rhinocerous, 1891 nucleotides. RefSeq names its product limbic system associated membrane protein (gene lsamp). The transcript has 7 exons. The record is from RefSeq and is a predicted model, not a curated record. Lineage: Eukaryota; Metazoa; Chordata; Actinopteri; Cypriniformes; Cyprinidae. The annotation marks the transcript as partial.